CAAGUUUAACCAGAUGUGCAGCUGACUCACUCACAACUGACUGACAGUCUGAAUUAGAGUCAGUCGACGUGUUACACGUAAACUAUGUACCUCUCUUGUGUGUUUGUAGCAGCCUUGGGGGUGGCCUUGGGCGACCCUUCGGUACCAACUUCUACCAAGGUGCCGCCGUACGACAUGGCGUGUAUCAUGGGUGAACCAACGGUGUCAUGCAGGAGCAGGUGCGGUGUUACCUCCUGGGUGCCCUAUUGUGUGGGGGACCAUUGUCUCUGCCGAGCUCCGAUACAGGAGUCCCACAACGAACUGCACAAGGAACCCGUAGACCCACCCACCACGGAAACACCACCUUCACCAACUGACUAUGAAUCCCAAGAAAGUGGAGAGCAUGACAGAGAACAUCACGUAUGGUUCUUGUUUGUGAACCUUGGUCGAUACUUUGGAUACAACAGGAAUGAGACCGCUAACUCUACAACUGUCCCAGACACCACCUCAACUCCCUUGCUGUCCAGUUCUGCUGACGUCACGGUUGCCCGUGUGAAUACACCUCAUGACACAAUAAUUAAUUUCCAGCAUGUCUUGGGAUUCCUUAUUGUCCUUCUUCUAUGUUUCCUGAUCCUGCUGGAAGUGUUUUCCUUUUAUAGGAAGCGCAAGGAUAGAAAAAAUAUUGACAACCUUUUCAAAAACGUCCCAGUUCCAAAUAAGUAGAUAAACCUAAAUACAUUACAUUGUGAAAAAAAUAAUUUUGAGAAUUAAAAAUUAUUCAU
Molecule: messenger RNA, 761 nt
Organism: Homalodisca vitripennis (glassy-winged sharpshooter)
Lineage: Eukaryota; Metazoa; Arthropoda; Insecta; Hemiptera; Cicadellidae
Exons: 3
Coding region: 85-702 (205 amino acids)
Source: RefSeq, a predicted model, not a curated record